CGCGCCGCUGCGUGGGGACUGUGGGGAACUGGAGGCCGGUUGCUGCGUUUGGGAAGGCCAUGGGGCACGUCGCCGGGGAGCUCGGCUUGUCGCUGCUGUGGCUGUGGCUGCUGCUGUGCAGCUGGGGGUGCCUCGGUAGCGCCGAGCUGCGGGCUCCACCGGAGAAGAUCGCAAUUAUUGGAGCUGGAAUUGGUGGCACUUCAUCAGCCUAUUAUCUGCGGCAGAAAUUUGGGAAAGAUGUGAAGAUUGACCUGUUUGAAAGAAAAGAGGUGGGGGGCCGUUUAGCCACCCUGACUGUGGAAGGGCAAGAAUAUGAGGCAGGAGGUUCUGUCAUACAUCCUUUAAAUCUGCACAUGAAGCGUUUUGUCAAAGACCUGGGUCUCUCCACUGUUCAGGCUUCGGGUGGCCUACUGGGGGUGUACGAUGGACAGACUCUGGUGUUUGAGGAGAGCAGCUGGUUUAUAAUGAACAUGAUUAAACUAGUUUGGCGCUAUGGAUUUCAGUCACUCCGAAUGCACAUGUGGGUUGAAGAUGUGUUGGACAAGUUCAUGAGGAUCUACCGCUACCAGUCUCAUGACUAUGCCUUCAGUAGUGUAGAAAAAUUACUCCAUGCUGUAGGAGGAGAUGACUUCCUUGGGUUGCUUAACCGAACGCUUCAUGAAACCUUGCAGAAAGCAGGCUUCUCUGAGAAAUUCCUCAAUGAAAUGAUUGCUCCCGUCAUGAGGGUCAAUUACGGUCAAAGCACAGACAUCAAUGCCUUUGUGGGGGCAGUGUCACUGACUGCUGCUGAUUCUGGCCUUUGGGCAGUAGAAGGUGGUAAUAAACUUGUUUGCUCACGGCUCCUCCAGGCUUCCAACAGCAAUCUUAUAUCUGGCUCAGUAAUGUAUAUAGAGAAAACAAGGACCAAGCAGACAGGAAAUCCCACAAAGAUGUAUGAAGUAGUGUACCAAAGUGGAUCCGAGACCCACUCAGACUUCUAUGACAUCGUCUUGGUGGCCACUCCAUUGAAUCAAAAAAUGUCCAACAUUACUUUCCUCAACUUUGAUCCUCCAAUUGAGGAAUUUCAUCAGUAUUACCAACAUAUAGUGACAACUUUGGUUAAGGGAGAAUUGAAUUCAACUGUAUUUAGCUCUAGAGCCAAAAAUCAGUUUGGCCUGUCUACAGUUUUGACCACUGAUAGUUCAGACCUGUUUAUUAACAAUGUUGGGAUUGUGUCCUCUGUAAGAGAAAAGGACAGUCCUCAACCAUCAACAGAUGGAACAUAUGUUUGGAAGACUUUUUCCCCAGAAAUUCUUACUAAACAGCAAAUUUUUAAGCUCUUUUUGUCCUAUGAUUAUGCUGUGAAGAAGUCUUGGCUUGCAUAUCCUCACUAUAAGCCCCCGGAGAAAUGUCCCUCCAUCAUACUCCAUGAUCGGCUGUAUUACCUCAAUGGUAUAGAGUUUGCAGCAAGUGCCAUGGAAAUGAGUGCCAUCGCAGCCCAUAAUGCUGCACUCCUUGCCUAUCACCGCUGGAAUGGGAACACAGACAUGAUUGACCAAGAUGGCCUCUAUGAGAAACUUAAAACGGAGCUAUGAAAUAACAUUCUCGUUUUUCCUCUCCUGGUUCCCCAUGAGUACCACUGGCAAAAAAAAAAAAAAAAAAAGAAAAAAGAAAAAUCUGAGCAGAAAUGAUUUUGAAACAGAUAUUUUGCCAUUUUCAUCAUUUUACAAAGUAAUCCUGUUGUGUUCCAAGAAAAUUACAAGGUUUGGAUAACUCUUGCCCUUAUCCAUCUCCAAAAUUUCUUGCAAUAUCCAUUGGCAGUGAUGCCCAAGCUCCUGAGUAUAAGAAUCAUCUGGAGUUCGUUAAACAAGGGUUCUCUCUUUGAGAUUCUAAUUCAGUAGGUUCAGGGGUGGGACCCUGGAGUUUGAUCAAAAGUGUUUUAAGAUGAGUACUUGAGGAAGAACUUAAAGACAUCUUAGUUGGGUACUAGUUUAUUUGAGCUUCACAGCUGAAUAAAAUCUUUAGUUAGAUAAAACCACUCUGGAAGUUGGCUUAGUAAUUUAUAUGCCUUUUUGAUGUAAAUGCCUAAAACCUUGACUUUUGAUUGUUUAUGUUUUGAUUUUAUUAGGGGUAAAAUUCAGAAGUCAUAGAGAGUAUAAUCUUAAAAUUUAAAAAAAUGGCAUGCCAGGCAAACACUCUGUCACUGAACCACAACCUUCGUUCUAAUGUUCUCACUUGAAGAGCUUUUAAAAAUUACUGAUAGGCCCUCACAACUAGAGAUUAGGAGUUAAAGGACUGAGGAUACCAACUUGUCAUUUAAAGGAGGACUAAGGAUACCACCUUGUCAGUUUAAAGUUUCUAGUGUGCAACUAGAGAAGCACAGAUGGGGGAAUUAAAAUGUCUAUAAAGGGUUUUUAAAAAGUGCCUUAAAAGUAGUAAGAAACACAAAACAUCAGAGCAGAUCCAUUGCAAGGAAUCUCAAUGAGAACUUCAGAAUUAAUCUUGAUAGUAAGAAACACUGACAGCCUAACAGCAGAGGCAACUUCUAUAACCCUAGAGCACCUGGCAUUAGAGAGGAACAUUUAGAAUGCCACUAAACUUAACCAAGUUCAGAUAGUUUUGGAAUGUUAAAUGCAUCAGUUACUGUAGCACGUGAGGUGAAAAGUUGGUUGCUAAAAUCUCAGUGGCAGUGGCUCUCAACUUUGGCUGUUAGAAUCAACUGUAGGGCUUAGUGCUUCCUGUACACAACCAAACUUGAGAAUCAGUUCUACAUCUGCUAUAUGGAGAUCAUGAAUCAAUGUCAUAGUCACUGGUAGAAAAGAACCCAUAUAAAGCUUAUGCAUUAAUAAUAACUGAAACCAGGUUAAGUGCCAGAUUAUGGCAGUAGCUACUUUAGCAAAAUGAUGUGAGAAAAUGCUGACUCUUAACCAUUAUUUCUUCCCUACUAUGUCUCUGAAUACUGAUAUCUGAAAAAAACUGCCAAGAUAGUUGAUAUAGAGGCAGGAAUUAAGUUUAUCAUUUGUUGAAGGGUUAUAUUUUUUCUAAUUUUAUUCUUAUCAAGUAUGUUAAGAGGCAUUUAUGUUCUCCUUUUGUGGUUUUAAUGAAGACUAUUUGUAGUGAAUGUAACAUUGUUAUAUGCUUUGAUAGUCCCUCCCCCAUCUGAGGGAAAUUAUGUUGGAAUAUUCCUAGUGGAUUCCUGAAACUGUAGACAGUAUACAUAGCAAAAGACAGUCUUUUCCUAUAUAUCUAUACACAUAUAAAGUUUAAUUUAUAAAUUAGGCACAUUAGAUUAACAAUAAUCAUAAAAAAAUAAUAUAACAAAUGUUAUUUUAAACUUAUUUCUGUCAUUUUCCAUUUAGUACACUCAGACCGUGGUUGACUAAGGGUAAACUAAAAAUUGGAAAAUGAAACCACAGGUAUGGGAGGACUACUGUAAAUAUUGGUAAAUACUAAUGAAAUGGUUUAACUUUUAUCAUUUGUACACUUGUUUUACAAUGGGAUAUAUUUUUUCUUGUAAGAAUACCUAUUUAAAAUGUUUCAUAUCAAACCUACUGACUUAAAAUUCCAGUAGGGCAUCUGAAAUUGCUUCCUCAAAACCAAAACAGGUUCUAGCAGGAGUAUUAGGUAGUUUCAGUAUAAUUACAGUAUUAAAAAUAAUAGUUUUUUCUAGAAGAAAAAUUACUAUUAAAGCCUGCUAUUCCAGGCCCACUAGUUUUAAUGUAACUACAGCAUUAAAGAAUAAUUUUAUUAAAACAAAAAUACUAUCAGGUUUUGCUAUUCCAGGAGAUUAUUAUUAUUUUUUAAUGGAAGAGACUGGGAGAAAUGAUGUAGGGGUGGAACGAAGACAACUCUACUCCAGUGGUUCUCCAACUGAAUUAAGUAUGAUCUGUAGUGGGAUACAAAAACUUUUAUUUAUGUUCUAAGGUGAUGCUAUUGUUCUAGGAACCACACUUGGGAGAACUGGUUCUACAAGUUAGUUUGUAUGGCUGCAAAAAUUACCAGCAGUGAAAACAGAAAUGCUAAAGAAUAUACUGGACUUCUUGUCAACUCAUUUUACUGUGAUUUAGUUUGAUCUCUUUGGCUGUUCUUUUGUUUUAUAGUUUCUAUAAAUAGGAAAUACUAUAUCUAUACUCUUCAUUGUGUUAAAAAACUUACAUAUUCCCGUAUGUAUUCAUGUAUACAUAGUUUUAACUGAUUUGCAGGCUUUUUUCAGAUCAUAAAAAUAGGCCUUAAGCAUUUUCUUGGAAUGUUUAAGGUUAGGCUUAUAAUACAACCAUCUGUAAUAAACCUCUCAUUUGAGCUUGUGAGCCAUAAAUAAAAUUUCAUGAACUAGAUGAA
Molecule: messenger RNA, 4317 nt
Organism: Urocitellus parryii (Arctic ground squirrel)
Lineage: Eukaryota; Metazoa; Chordata; Mammalia; Rodentia; Sciuridae
Gene: Pcyox1
Product: prenylcysteine oxidase 1
Biological process (GO): prenylcysteine catabolic process; prenylated protein catabolic process
Molecular function (GO): prenylcysteine oxidase activity
Source: RefSeq, a predicted model, not a curated record